Pestalotiopsis fici W106-1 is the source of this 1434-nucleotide messenger RNA. RefSeq lists its product as uncharacterized. The coding region runs from base 1 to 1434 and encodes 477 amino acids. NCBI's taxonomy places the organism in Eukaryota, Fungi, Ascomycota, Sordariomycetes, Amphisphaeriales, Sporocadaceae. The record is from RefSeq and is a predicted model, not a curated record. The transcript has a single exon.
AUGCCCAUCACGAGAGAGCCUAGCCAGCGUACCAAAGCCUGGGUCAGAUGGAAUUAUGGGCAGCAUUCAUCGAGCAAGACCAGCUUGGCCUCGACGGCCACUGAAAUCAUUCAUCUCGGCGGCUCUCGUGUAAGUGGCCCAGAGUCGCCGACCACAUCAAGUGGCCGGGAACAGGAGCGACCAUGCACAACAUGGUUCUCGCCAAUUGGGCCACCACCUCAGCCGCCGAUUGGGAUUGCGAGGUCCAGUACGACUCCCCACGAGAGGCUUUCUCACGAGAGGUUUUCUCAUGAAAGGCUUUCCCCUUCGCCUUCAUCCAAUUCUAGACACUCUAGAAUCGAGCCACGAGAUCUCAUAUCCCCGCCGCCUUCUGCCAGUUCCAGGACGGAACCCCGGGAUGUAGUAUCCCCUACACCUUCUACAAGGUCGUGGGAGUCUAUUUCCCCACAAAUGAGCCCUGAGCCGCUCAAGGUUCCAAGCGACAAGAUACCGUCGCCAUUGGCUUCGGCUACAUCGACAUCAUCAUUCUCCAAGAUUAUUUCGCCCCCACCAUACUCGUCGGCAUCGCCACCUCGAUCCGAUUCCGUACCAAGAUCAGUGAAGCAACUUCGGAGGACCCAAUCCGCCACAGAUCUUCAGCGCCGUGGCCGCACACAGUCAAAAGAACUCCCACCCAAGCCAUUGGGUGGUACCCCCAAUGAAUUUGUCAGACCGGAGAGAACGACAUCUCUGGCUACGCACGUUGGCCAGCUGAUCAAGGAGGACGCUCAUGAAAAGAGCAUACACGACAAGAAUGUGGAAAUGGCACUCAAUGAGCGAGAGACGCAAUGGUUUCCUCUCCCUCCUCUCAUUAGCCCGCCGCCGUCCAAGCCGUUGCCCACAGUAUCUGCAAUCAGUCCCACAAGUCCAGACGAUGGCAAUCCAAACAAAUCACCAGUAGUACCUGCAGAAAUUCAACAGCAGCCAGACCCAAAAGCCAAGGCACUGCCUGAGAAGCCAGUUUCCCGACUCUCCCCGCAAGAGAGGUUGUGGCUGCACAGGAAUUACCGUGGAGAAGCAACAUUCCUCAAGGCCUGGGGACUCAGCAUUGAAAAAAGAGAAGAUCGCGAGGAAGGAGUUGCCAUGAUGAGGGAACUCAUGGCGGCCGAAGACGAAAAGAAGCGGGCUAAAAAGGCCGAAAAGGCCCGGGAUCUCGGUCAUCCAGACGGCGGCCUGCAAAUCAUUGUGGAGGAGGAAAGGUCAACCCAUUCGGAGCCGGAAAAGCCCAGCCCCAGGAUGCUCGAUCCCCAGUCGGCCGCCAAGCCUCAAGGCCUCAGGGUGCCGACGCGAAAUUAUACCCAUCCGGCCAGUCCAACGGACCGUCACACCAGGAGCGAGAGCGAGAGUUCAGUUUUGGGAUCAUACCUGGACAUUAGAAUGAGUCGCAUGGACUAG